UGUUCCUGUGAUCCGCGCCGAAAUCUUUCGUGAGAUGUGAAUUGUUUAUUUUAAUGGAAUGUUUCAAAGUGCUGCGUAAAUAAUGUGAUUGGAUUAUGUAUGUGUGAGUCGCGCCAGUAAAAAUGGUCGUGUUAUUUUUUAUAUCUAUGUUUGUUGCUCGUACCAUGUGCCACACGAUCACACAGCUCGACGUACCUCGCUGGGCAGACCCUAGGAUAGACGCAGAACUACGCUGUCAAUAUAUGCGACAGCCAGACGAUCCAGCGCUGCAUUCUGUGAAGUGGUACAGGGGAAAACAUGAAAUCUUUAGAUAUACGUUUCAAGAAUUUGAAACAAGAUCCUUCAACAGCACAGGAGUAUCAGUAAUAAACAGUUCCUGUGACCCUCUUCUAUGUGCAAUCAUGGUUAGACCUGAACCCGGAACUGCGAGUUACACGUGCGAGGUUUCCAGUGAGGGGCCACGGUUUGCUGUUGACAGACGAUCAGCUAAUAUGACGCUUGCUGUGCUGCCGGAGUAUGAGCCGUUAAUAACGGGCUUACCCACCAUAGUGCAAGCCGGUGAGCAAGCCUUUGUCAACUGUACAUCAGACUACUCGCUACCUCCAGCCAGGAUAGACUGGUUUGUCGACGGAGAAAUCCAAGAGGAUCCCAUAAUAACUGGAAAUACACACGUUUCGGGAGCUGAUGGAGAUGGCUUGCAGGCCUCGUGGCGCACACUUCACGUGUAUCCAGAUGACUACUCCACACAUCGUGGCUUUCUGUCGCUUGAGUGCCGUGCGACGUUGCCGACCCGACCGCCAAACAUACGUAGCAUGGCCGUACGGCUAUUUGUGGCCAGUCGACCUCACAUAUCCUCUUAUAUGUUAAGUAAAAAUAGUGCUGUAUCGAGAAGUACCGUGCAUCAACUUCACUCUUGUUUAAGUAUAUGGACGAUGUUAUUAUUGGUGACAAGAGAAGUGCCUUUGUUAGUAAAAUGACUGUGACUCAAACGGAUUAUUAUCAACUCUUGUGGCGUAAUUUUCUGUUGCUAUCGUCAAUAACUUUUAUUGUUUAGCCACUUAUUACGUAUAUUGUAGUAUUAUAAUGAUUUUUCUUACUAAUUUGUUUAUUUGGCGAAAUUUCGAGCCGUAUUCCACAAUUACAAAAGUUAGUGAGGAAUACUGAGAAUAAAAUAAUCCGAUCUAUAAAAUUUUGUAUUACGUCAUUAUUUUUGUAAAAUAAGUCUUUCUAGGCCUUUCUAUGCAUUAUAAAUGCACAUUUUUCUACUUUAAUCGCGCACUAUUGUACAUAAAUUAGUUUAUUGGUUGUAUAACAACGACUAAUUAUUGUAUAAUAAAAUUGAAUAAAUGUUAUUGAAAUUCGGGUUAACGUCGA
This is a messenger RNA of Pieris brassicae (large cabbage white), 1374 nucleotides long. RefSeq lists its product as uncharacterized. The transcript is spliced from 6 exons. The record is from RefSeq and is a predicted model, not a curated record. The coding region runs from base 123 to 977 and encodes 284 amino acids. Lineage: Eukaryota; Metazoa; Arthropoda; Insecta; Lepidoptera; Pieridae.